Copidosoma floridanum is the source of this 4690-nucleotide messenger RNA. RefSeq names its product jmjC domain-containing histone demethylation protein 1. Lineage: Eukaryota; Metazoa; Arthropoda; Insecta; Hymenoptera; Encyrtidae. The record is from RefSeq and is a predicted model, not a curated record. Gene Ontology annotation, molecular function: zinc ion binding; DNA binding; protein binding.
GGCAUACGUGACUUGGUGAACACAGAGUACGGCGGCCGACGGGAAUAUAGGUAUAUAUUGGUACACACUCGCAACUCCUGGCUUUUACCUAGUGCUCUGCUCUGUUUUUCUUGAAUACGCACGAAGGGCUGCUCUACUGCCUACCGCAGGAGCUCUCUCGAGUUGAGCUUGAAUCCCCAAUCACACGCGGACAGCUCUUCCUCCUUUUCUAUUUGUUUAUCGCGUGUAGUUAUACGCGUACAUAAAGUUUAAUUAUAUAUGCACCACCCACCUACAAGGAGAGAGAACGGUCGUGAGUACGCUUGCGGAAAGAAGUAACGCCCGGAGAAAAGGGAGCUCCAGAAGAAGACGUCACAGGUGCCUCGAUGAGUACCCAAUGAGAAGUGGAGCACAGCCCCUACAUCGCCGAGAAUAAUAAAAAAAAAGCUCUCGUCCGAGUUGGGUGUUAACUCGACAAUGGCUGACUCGGAGAGGUAUCAGCAAGCGCCAGCUGAGUACCAGCAGCAGAAGCAACCACAACCUCCAGGAGGCAGGGGCAAGGUCCAGUUACCACCACCACCCCGACGCCAAUUGAGAGAAAGAACGAAAAAACUUUACACGGACGACUGGGCCUUUGGUGAUGAUGAAAUCGAAGGGCGGAGAGGCUUUCAAGUGGAGGAGAAGAUCGAAAGCACCAAAUACAGUUUGGAAAAUUUUCACGGGUUUUAUUGCGAAAUGACUGGUCCCGAAUUAACAGUGGCGCAUCUACAGAAAAAUGGACUUCAAAUUCCUAUAUUGGUGAAAGAGAAGACAGGUCUUGGUUUGCGAGUGCCAAGUACGAAUUUCACGGUCAACGACGUUAGGACGUGCGUCGGAUCGAGAAGACUCGUGGACGUAAUGGAUGUCAAUACCCAAAAGAACGAAGAAAUGACGAUGAAAGAGUGGCAAAAAUAUUACGAGGAUCCAAACAAAACUCGUCUGUUGAACGUUAUUUCGCUAGAGUUUAGUCGUACUAAACUAGAGCACUACGUACAGCAACCCAAAAUCGUGAGGCAAAUCGAUUGGGUCGACGUCGUCUGGCCCAAGCAUUUGAAAGAUGCUCAGACCGAGGCAACGAAUCUGCUCGAGGAUAUGAUGUACCCCAAGGUACAAAAAUACUGUUUGAUGUCCGUAAAAGGUUGUUACACCGACUUUCACGUUGACUUUGGUGGUACGAGCGUUUGGUAUCACAUUCUCAAAGGUGGAAAAAUAUUUUGGCUCAUUCCACCCACGGAGAAAAAUAUAGCUUUGUACGAAAAGUGGGUCUUGAGUGGAAAGCAAUCGGACACAUUUUUCGGAGACAUGGUCGACAAGUGCGGUAGAAUAACAUUGAGUGCCGGAAAUACAAUGUUCAUACCCACAGGAUGGAUACAUGCUGUUUUUACUCCGGAUGAUUCACUUGUUUUUGGAGGUAACUUUUUACACAGUUUUGGCAUCGACAAGCAACUAAGGGUGGCUCAAGUCGAAGAAACAACCAAAGUACCUCACAAAUUUCGAUAUCCCUACUUUACAGAGAUGUUGUGGUAUGUUCUCGAGAGAUACGUUCAUAUACUCCUCGACAGAAGUCACAUUGAAGCACCAGAGGUCCGUAACCAAAAUCAAUCCACGCGUCAAGACUCGAAACACAUUCACUUGACGCCUCUGGAACUCCACGGCCUAAAGUCCAUAGUCAUGUACCUCCACUCGCUUCCGUCGACCAAGAAAAAUGUGCCCGAACUCAUCCGCGAUCCAGUCGCUCUGAUCCACGACGUGCGCUGCCUCGUUGAACAACAUAGGCACGACAGCCACGAACUGGCCAUUACCGGAACACCCGUUCUUCCCGCACCACCGCUAAUGACGAUCGGUGACAACGAAAAAAUGAACGGCAGGAAGAAAACGUACAGGCAACCAUCGGGUCGAUGCGAAUUGAAAUCCAACGGACCAAAGCACAGGAGGACCCGAUGUAAAAAGUGCGAGGCCUGCACGCGCAGUGACUGCGGCGAAUGUGUUUAUUGUCUGGAUAUGAUCAAGUUUGGUGGUACCGGCAGAGCCAAGCAGACCUGUUUGCAGCGCAAGUGCAUGAGACCUAUGCUAGCUAUGAAAGCUGCGUGUAAGGUUUGCGGCUUGGACGGCUGGAAUCAAAAGCCAGCUCCACUCAUGGGCAAACAGGCGCCUGUUGCGCUUUCAAAUCUUAUGGAGUGCUCGAUUUGUUCCGAAAUCGUGCAUCCGACGUGUCUCAACCGCGGCAAUUUGGAGGGUUCGGCCGUUAUCAGCGACGACAUGCCCAACAGUUGGGAGUGUCCCGAUUGCUGUGAGGCUGGAAGGAAUCAAAAAUUACGCCGACCAAGUGGGAGACCGCGAAAAAUGUCUGUGUCGGGCAGCAACGAUGUAGAUUCCGAAAAAAUUAACACUCCUGUGAAGAAGAUGAGGGUUGAAGACGAAGACUUCAAAAACGAGAUCUCUCAGGAACAGGAAGUUACACCAGUGUCGAUAUCAAGUGCGGAAACAUCAAGCGAACAGCAAACAAUUACCGAAAAUCAUCAGUCAACCACACAAGUAGUCAGUAGUUACAAUACACAUAACGUCACCAAAAAGCCGUAUGCAGCCGUGCGAUCAGUUUUGCCAGUUUUGAAGCACCAAUCGAUCGAAUAUUUCCAACAACCGUACAUUUACAAUAAGAUAGCCUUAUUGUCGAUAUUUAAAUACUUAUCUCCAAGUGAACUCGUUAAUACUGCCUGCGUCUGCAGGACUUGGGCUCGUUACAGUUUCGAUUCCAGUCUAUGGAGAACAAUUGACUUGGCGCAUGAUUCUUUGACAGCCGCUCAUCUGUCCGGAAUAAUGAAACGUCAACCCGAGACGCUCAUACUCGAUUGGACGAACAUAGCUAAGAAACAGUUGGUGUGGUUGCUCUGCAGGUUACCACAGCUUCGGAAUUUGUCGCUCAAGGGUUGUCAUUGGUAUGGAGUCUGUGCUCUCAAUACCUCCUCUUGUCCACCCCUGACGAAGCUCGAUUUAAGCUUUGUAGGAGGACUGAAUGAUUUGAGCGUACGAGAUCUUUUAAAUCCACCAAGCGACGCGAUGUCAGGUUUAAUUGAUAAAACGUCUCGUCUCAAGUAUCUGCGAAGCUUGUCACUCUGUAAUACGGAUAUAACAGAUGUGACGCUCCGCUACAUCGCCCAGCAUCUGCCGCACAUCGAGUCGCUCGAUUUGGCAUCAUGCACGCGAUUAACUGAUGCUGGGGUGGCCCAGCUCACAACACCGCCUGCGAAGACGAUCACAAGCUUAGUUAGCCUCAACAUGUCCGGGUGUCGGCUACUCACCGAAGUCACGCUCGACUAUCUGCAGAGGUGCCAAGCUCUUAAGCACUUGGACCUAAGGGACACGAUGCAGGUGUUCAAAGCCAGGGCCGAGAGCUUCGCGGCUAUUCGCAAUCUCAGCUCUUUCUAUGUGAAUAUGAUUAUGACGAUGCCAACCGCUUCUUUUCAGAACGUUAAUUAUAGGCAACCGACGCAAGAGAUUGCACGCAAUAACAUCGAGUGUCGAGAAGCCGAGCGAAUAUUUGUCGAUCAACAGCAGCAAGCGACGCUGUGCAAGUACAUCUGAACGCUCGGGGCUGAGCGCGGAUCGUAGAUUUUGUUCAUGCAGUCGCUUGCUCUUGAUAAAAAAUUUACUUGGAGGUGCGAGAUGGUUUUUUUUCCCCCAUUGGAUUCGAAAGAGAAAGAAAAGAAACGACCUUGUGAAAACACAGCGAGAUCUCGUUGCAAUAAGUUUGUUUUGUUUUUUACGUUAAAUAGUAUAAUCAAUGUGAUUAGCAAAUUAGAUUUAAAUUUGUAAAGCCGAGUACGUGUGUACUAAUAGUUCCUAUGUAUUAUUGUUAAUGUGGAAAAUAAUGUUUCACAACAGGACGCGGUUAUUUUGCUGUUUGUUAUAUCCUAGGUACAUUUUUUUUUUUAACUUCUGUUUCGAAUUCGGAAUUAUUUUACGGAUAUACAUUUAUCCAUCAUCUUUACACCACGAUAAAGAUGUAUUUUAUUUAGAUUAGUUUCAUGCAUUCAAGUACAAUUAGCGAAUUUUUUAGAUUUGUACGAAAAUUGUAUUGACAAAAAUGAUUUCUACUUUGCAAAAAAAAAGUAAAGAGUACAGCACAUAAAGUAAGUUUGGAUGUCAGAUACCAAUAUACACGAUGAAAAAGGAAGAAACGCGAUUGACAGCGACGUGCAAUUUUUAUACUAAAGGAAUAUGUGUUUUGAUUGUGCAAAUUGCUUAAAAGCUUAGAUUUUUUGCAUAAAAGUGUAACAGCAAUAAACUUUAUGCGCACGAACAAGUUCAAAUAAGCCCAUGUAAAAGAGCUGUUUCUUUUUUUUUUUUUUUUUUUUAAGAUUCAAAGUGAUAGCCAUCUAAUUCGUAUCGUGUAAUCAUAAAAUAUUUGAAGUAAGUCUAGUAAUGCAACUUGUUUAUUUUUUAUCAAUGUGUAUAACUUUUUUAAAAUUCAUUGUAACAUACUUAGCAGCUAAGACUUGAAUAACUCUAAAAAUCGAUCGCAGUAUUUUUUUCUUAUAAAAUAAUCAUCAAGCUAUGAAUAAAAAGUAGUAAAACUUGAAUUUUGUUUGAAACUUUUGUUCAUCAGAAUCAAUAUUACCACAUGUGAUUAAAUAGAAAAUAUAUUUGAUGCAAAAAAACUAUAACUGAGUAA